GCUCAGAUUAGGGUAACCCAACUUCCAAACCCUAAACGCUACGUUUAUUAUUUUUCAGGUUCUCUCUUUUAAUCGGUGUCUCCGCCGGCGGCGCGUGAGCCUUGUCAACGGCGCGUGAGGGCGUUGUUCGCGCGUGAUUCGUAGUACCCCGCUAACUCUUGCUUUGUUCGACCCGCAUUGGGAAAUUCAUGCCGGAGACACGCCGGAAUCUUACCGGACGGCCGUGAUUUCUCACAUCGAUGGCGUCCGGCGUCUUAGCUAACCGGAACGAACCUAAUUGGCCACAGCAUAGAGGCGGUGGAGCAGGAUUCAUGGGAAAAGUACCUUUCUCUAACCCUAACCCUAACCCUAACCCUAAAUUAGCGAACAGCAAGAGGACCCAAUCGGCGUCCGAUGAUGCUUCUUCUAUCAACAGGCGAUCGAACGACGUCGUCGUCAAUUACUUCCAAUACGUGACCUUCAACGUCGCGUCGUACACGAAAAAGGAGCUGAACGACCUCAAGAACCGCCUCGUGUCGGAGCUCGAACAGAUUCGGAAGCUCCAGAAUCGAAUCGAUUCCGGCGAGUUUCAACCGGGCCAGAGCUUCAACGGCCAGCCAAAGAAACCGUCGAGCAAGAAGAUUGCCGGCAACAAGCGUCCUUUCCCGGUGAAUUCGGCAAAGGAUUUGAAACGGUCGCAUUCUGAGAUUGGGAAUUUGAUGAAGGGUUGCGUGCAGGUUUUGCAGAAGCUGAUGAAACACAAACAUGGGUGGAUCUUCAAUGUUCCUGUCGACGUUGUUGGAAUGGGUCUUCACGAUUAUUACGAUAUAAUUAAGCAACCCAUGGAUCUGGGUACGGUGAAGUCGAAUCUCUCGAAGAACAUGUACGCGACGCCCUCGGAUUUUGCUUCCGAUGUGCGAUUAACGUUCAACAAUGCACUCACCUAUAACCCUAAGGGUCACGAUGUGUACACCAUGGCGGAGCAGCUUCUGGCGAGGUUUGAGGAACUUUAUCGCCCGUUGCAUGACAAAUUCGAAGAUUGGGUUAGACAGGAUCGUGAUUUUGACGAGGAAUUGCAGGCUAGUUCAUGGAACCAUGUCGAGCCAGAGAGGGAGAGGGAAAGGGAGAGGGUGAAGAAGAAGGAGAACCCGAUCCCUCCUGCGAAAGUGCAACAAGAGCCUCUGCAGCCUCCUGCGAGUUCUUCUAACCCUCCAUUGCUGCAGUCGCCGGUGAGAACGCCGUCCCCGAUGCGAGCCCCUCCAGUGAAGCCUGUGAAGCAACCCAAGCCAAAAGCCAAGGACCCUAACAAGAGGGAGAUGAGUCUUGAGGAGAAACACAAGUUGGGUAUUGGGUUGCAGAGUUUGCCACCGGAGAAAAUGGAACAGGUGGUGCAGAUCAUAAGGAAGAGGAAUGGGAAUUUGAAGCAGGAUGGGGAUGAGAUCGAGUUAGAUAUUGAGGCCGUUGACACAGAGACCCUUUGGGAACUUGAUCGAUUGGUGACUAAUUGGAAGAAGAUGGUUAGCAAGAUUAAACGGCAGGCACUAAUGGGCAACAUUAACAACAAUGUGGCGCCUAACAAAGGCAAUGGGGAAUUGCCAGCUAGCGAGAAGGUUGAUGCAGCGCCGGUUGAGGUAAAAAAGCCAAAGAAAGUAGAAGCAGGGGAUGAGGAUGUUGACAUUGGAGAUGAGAUGCCAAUGAGUAUGUUUCCCCCUGUGGAGAUUGAGAAGGAUAAAGAUGUCGUUGGAGGCCAUGCAAGUAGUAGUUCUAGUAGCUCUGGCAGUUCAAGCAGCGAUUCCUCGUCAUCAAGUGAUUCUGAUUCGGGGAGUUCCUCAGGAAGUGAUUCUGAAGCAGACAAUGGGCAUUUGUAGCAGCCAGGCAGGGCUUUUUGUAACUAAUGAUCAAAACAUGAUCAUGGGAGCAGGUUGGCGCAUAAAGAAAAUGUUUGCUUCAUUGGCUUCCUUGAGGGUGCGGCUUGAAUACAUGGACGAGGUAUGUCUGUCCAUUUAACGUGUUUUUCUUCUGCUGCUAUGAAUUUUUUGGCAGAUGGGUGUGAUUAGCUAAAUUGAUUACCUUUCAUUUCAGGGAUUGUGGCCAUUGUUCGUUCGGAUUGGGGGCAGCGGUUUGGAUUGUGGCGCUGAGCACCUGCUCGAGGGAUUGUGGUGUGACAUAGUUGUAAAAAUGAUUUCAGAAACCGAAGUAUUCAUCAAAACACUGUGUAGGCCAGAAAGUAGGCUGAAAUGUGGUGAAAACGCUAGGAUAGACGCGUUAAAGAUUAGGAAUAGAACGGAGAGAAUUAGUGUUUUUUGUGUUUACCUUGUACACAUUACAACAGUAAAUAGAUGGUCGUCCUCUUUCAAGAAGGCUCAUUUUGUGGAUCUGUGCAUUGGAAAUUUUGGGAUCGCUAAUUAGUUAAAAGGCCAGCCUUUUCAUUUUGUAUGUACCUAGUACAUGCUUGAAUACCGAGGGAACUAUGUAAAAAACACAAACAAUUUGCAAAUGAAAAUAGUUUCCUGAUGAGCAGUCUCUAAAUGCCGGAAGAUAGUACUAAUAAGCAUAAUUUAUUAGUAAUUUGACGUGGUUUUUAUAUUCUCAUUGGUGUAUCAGAUGGCCAGAAAUGUAAGAAAUCAAUAGUCUUACGGAGACCACUUUCUGAAAAUUGUUACAAAGACAUUAUGGAUAAACCAACCCUAUAUACGGAGAAGCUAAUUGGUGGGGAAGACCAGUUGAAAAUAUCCUACAACUAUCGUGUUCUGACGUACUCGCGGAAUGCAACUGGUGAAGAAAAAGAUUUGAAACGUCACAGGGAACAACUCUUCCGGGAGAUAUUUUGUCAAAAAAUAGUGGUCAUUUUCGAAGCAGAGAAAAUUUAAGCAACAUAAAAAGUUGAUCUCUUACUAACUCAAAAAGUCAUCAUGUGUAACAUAGGAAAGUUUACAAAACAAAACAUCCACAAAGGCAAACAAAACUAAGAAUUUCAAAGUUUUACCAAAAUUCUUACAGCAAACACCUCAAACAUGUUCGAGUAAGUCCUCAUCCACUCCACCAUUCCUCUCCCAGAGGCAUACAAGUAAGCCCGUCUUAAAGGAAUUUUGGGGCACCGAUCUCGCGGGCAGAGUAAACUUCAAGCAUCAGGGGAUUGCUUUUGGGGACAGCACUGUAUUUCCAACGUGUUUUGGUCUUUCAAGUGUGGCGAGUAAUGUAAUAUCAAAAGCUCAGGUUGUAGCAGCAAUUUUUAGAUUCUGUAGUUUAUUUUUCCAGCUUCUUCAAACGGAUGAAUUGUUCACCAAGUUGCGCCUCAAGAGCGGCUUGAGUAUCAGGAGCCAAAGUUUUAACAAAAUGCUUAGUGAGGUUAAGCUUAGACAGGAUCUCCAAGGCUUUGACACAGAACUUGUGUACCUCUGCCCGCCUUGCUGGUUUGCUAGGCAUAUUUGUCACCAACUCUUUCAUAAGACGAGAAAGUUUAUCCAAAUUAUUUUUAAGAAUCUUUUUCGAUGCAUUCUGUUCGUCACUAUUCCCAGUUGCCAGUGACUUAAAUAUUUCCAUUACCAAAUCAAGUGCUUCUACUCGUCGAUAGUCUGACUUGGCAGAUCCACAUCUCUCCAAAAUAAAGCCAAAUAUAGAGUGUCCAAUCCAUGGUCGUCUUCGAAAUAUUUCUUUUAAAAAUCCAGAUUUGAUUUGAGAUUUCUUAUGGUCAAAAUAUCCCACCAACACUUCACGGAAAAUUUGAACAAUCUUCUCUAGUUCAGACUGAGAGAAAUUUCUUGAAUCAAUAAUUUUCAAAAUCCAGAAGGUUGAAGUUUGGGCAAGGGAAGAAACCAUUUUCUGUCGGUUCCAGGCAGCUGAUCGCUUUGAUGGGUUAGAAGCAGACUUCUGUCUUUUAUACGGCUUUGAUGCUAAUUUCAAAUUUCUUUCCAACAGAGAUUCAAGAGUGGAUAACUGGAUUCCAUCACCCCUAGGAUAAUCCUUUGCUUUAAAUAUUUGCUUUUGUAAUAUUCCCCAUACACGUUGUCCAAGCUGCUCACUAACUUCUGCCGUAUGAGGGUUAACGAAAGCCUGAGCUAAAUUUGAGUAAACCAUAAGAACCUGAGGCUUACCUGUAUAAUAGCAAAACACCAUGAGCGAUUUAUGUAUACAUGAUGUAGAAAGAUCGAGUUAAAAACACGAUAGAAAGUUAUGAAGCUAACACAUUGUACAAGAAAAUUGCAAGUAUGGCAAUAAAACAGGAGCGAUCCAUAUGCUUCGUUCUUUUGGUUUCCA
Molecule: messenger RNA, 4236 nt
Organism: Abrus precatorius (Indian licorice)
Lineage: Eukaryota; Viridiplantae; Streptophyta; Magnoliopsida; Fabales; Fabaceae
Product: transcription factor GTE7-like
Exons: 3
Coding region: 240-1847 (535 amino acids)
Molecular function (GO): protein binding
Source: RefSeq, a predicted model, not a curated record